Molecule: messenger RNA, 682 nt
Organism: Dendrobium catenatum
Lineage: Eukaryota; Viridiplantae; Streptophyta; Magnoliopsida; Asparagales; Orchidaceae
Exons: 1
Coding region: 78-464 (128 amino acids)
Source: RefSeq, a predicted model, not a curated record
UUCUCACCUUGCACAAAGAUCCCAUAAGCCUCAACAGAAGAAACAGAGAGAGAUCAGAGAGAGACAGAGAGAGAGAGAUGAUGAGCCAAAGCUACUACUAUCAAAACAUGGGCUCUUCCUACUCACAAUCCCCUCCUAUUCCUCUCCACCUUUUCUUCUUCCUCCUCACACUACUUCUCUUCAUAAGCUUGUCAUGGUAUCUUAGCUAUGAGUCGAUAUUAGAGAGCAUAAUGGAUCAAAUAAAGCUAUUGCUUAUCGCAUCGCCGCUCGUGCUUCUAAUCGUUGUUCAAUGGCUAUCGAGUGGCUCCAAAGGGCGGCGAACGGUCCCCUUCUUCUCGGUGUUGCCUGAGGAGAGGGAGGCCCUCCAUCGAGCCGGCGGAUCGCCAUGGGGUGUUGGCUUUCUUCUUGUUCUUCUCUUGCUCAUGAUCUCUUACAAGUCUUGUUUUCAGGAACUAUGGUUUUAGCACGUAAUUAAUAGAAAAUUAUAUGUAUAAUUUUCUAUUAGUUUUGUGUUGAUUGACAAAUGCUACAUUUUAUGAUGGUUAAUGGCAGAGAUCAGUGUUUGGCUUACUUUGUUUGUAGCGAUUAUACAUUUUAGUUACAGAAGUUUAUAUAUCUGGUUUGAUUUCAGAUGGAAGGAUUAAUGGUGUUGAGCUUCUAAGUGGAAAAAUGGUUAAUAGUG